Molecule: messenger RNA, 12881 nt
Organism: Diabrotica virgifera virgifera (western corn rootworm)
Lineage: Eukaryota; Metazoa; Arthropoda; Insecta; Coleoptera; Chrysomelidae
Gene: papi
Product: tudor and KH domain-containing protein homolog
Exons: 7
Coding region: 148-1536 (462 amino acids)
Biological process (GO): spermatogenesis
Molecular function (GO): RNA binding
Source: RefSeq, a predicted model, not a curated record
GGUGUGGUUCUGUGUAUGUAGUAUGUAGUAAUAAUAGAGCACAGGUGAAGGUAGUGAAUUUAGAAUUUCAGGAAUUUUUAUUUUACUUAAAUUUAUUCAGAAGAAAGUGUUGAUUGUUUGUGACAAAUUAAACAAUAUUUGCCAAUUAUGGGUGUCGUCACCAAGUCACUGACAGUGGUCCUUGGUCUAACAGCUUGUGGAUUGUCUGGAUAUUUUCUAUAUCUUCUUCUUCGUAAAGACGAUGAUGAUGAUUAUACAGAUACCUAUGCCAAAGCUUCAAAAUUUAAAACAUACGAAAUUAAAGUUCCUAAGGACAUCGUCAGCUCUUUGAUAGGCAGGAACGGCAACAAUAUCAAGAAGAUUCAAGAACAAUCAAGCACUAGAAUUAAUUUUAGAGAAGUACAAGGUAGUGAGGAUAGGAUCUGCAUCAUCAGGGGAUCUGUGGAGGCUUGUCAUAUUGCUGAAAAUUUAAUUCAGGAUUUUAUCACCAAUCAGCCAAUUUUGGAAAGCCAAGACAUGUGGAUACCUUUCGCAUCCGUAGGUAAAGUCAUUGGAAGGAAUGGAGACAAGAUUCGAGAAAUACAAAGUCUGUCUGGAGCUAAAGUGACUGUCACCGAUGAUGAUAAAGCUUUGAAUACUAAGAGAGUAACGAUGAAAGGUACAAAAGAACAAAUAAACGUAGCUAAAUCUCUCGUCGAAGACGUAGUGGAACAAGUCCUAGAACAGCAACAACGCUUAGAGGCAUCUUUGGCUAAAAGGGAACCUCGACUGCCCCCAAAAUCUCCCGACUCUAAUAAUAGAAUUGAAAGUCCUCGAGGUGAAAGAAUGUCUCCAAUACCUGGUCAACCUGAAGCACCGUUUGAAGUCUACAUCUCAGCCAUGGUGGAUCCUUCUCGUUUUUGGUUGCAGAUCGUUGGUCCAAAAGCGACAGAACUGGAUUGCCUCGUUGAAGAAAUGACCGAAUACUACGGAAAAAUCGAAAAUAGAAACAUGCAUGUGCUCGACGAAGUCAAACAAGGCGAUUUAGUUGCUGCGACAUUCAUGUACGACAGUAAAUGGUAUAGGGCAGAAGUUUUGAAAAUUACUGAAAACCCUAAUGCAGGUAAACAAGCUGAGUUGUUUUACCUCGAUUAUGGAGAUACAGAUGUCUUACCCUGCAAAGAACUCUUCGAACUCAGAACAGAUUUCCUUAGGCUGCAUUUUCAAGCGAUAGAGUGCUUUCUAGCCCGCGUCGAGCCCAAUGGAGAAUCCUGGUCAGUGGAAGCCGUCGAUCGUUUCGAGGAAUGGACCCACGUCGCCCAAUGGAAAAAACUCUCUGCUAAAAUGAACGGUUACAGCGCCAGGGAAAAAACGAGAGCCAAACGCGAAGGAUCCCCCGUUCCCGGAGUGGAUCUAUACGAAAUCGAAGAACACGAUAUCGACAUAGCCGAAGAACUGGUCAAAGCAGGCUUCGCUGUGUUUAAGAAAGACGCGAAUCUGCUAUCGAGUAGUAGAGCUACUAGUAAUAGUAAUAUUAGUGUCGCUAGUAGCUCAUAGCUGUCGAAGGUGAAGCGGUAGGUAGAUUGUUAGAGAACUCUUUAAUGAGGCUGAUCGUGCUUGGGAUUUUUGAGAUGGUUCGUUUAAAAGAAAGAUUGCUCAGUUUAUCAUUUGCACUGUACACACACAUAGAGCGGAGCACAGGACUUCAAAGACAGAUUUAAAAUUUUUCCGAGCUGAAACUCGAAACGUCAAAUAUAGUCCAAUCAACAGCCAUUUUCUCGUGAAAUUUUGAGAAUCAAGGUCGAUUUCCUUGAAAAUUUGGAUUCAGGUAGUAUUUAUAACCUUUGUCAAAAUGUACCCUACGCCGAAGCGGGCUUUUUGCCUGGGGGGUGAAAACAACCCCAUCUAGGGGAUGACUUUUUAAUCAAAAUGACUAUGGAAAUCGAUAGAGUGACCAAUUCUGAGUAAAUUUUGUUCUAUAAAAUUUUUUUGCAAAGUUGAUACCUUCCAGGUUAUUAGCGAUUGAAACUAUGCAUUUUUCAUUAGAAAACUCACGUUUUAUAACCGUUUUACAUGAAUAACUUAAAAAAAUUAAAUUAUAGAAAAAAAUCAUUAAGAACAAAAUUGUAGCUAAUAAAAAAACAAAGAGAUUUGCGUCUCAAAGACCCAUGUAAACCCAAUAACGACUGAGUUAUUGCUCUUUAAAGAAUGGUUAUUAUCAAAGAACAUCGAAAUGGAGAACCUUCAAUCUCAAAUACAGUCGGAAAAAUGAAAGAAUACCCAUGAACGAUCACAUCAAUCACAUAUUAUUCAGAUUAUUAAUAAUCUAUCUCUCUCGUUUGUUAUUUGUGAAAAAAAACAGCAAAUACAAAAUAUGUGAUUGAUGUGAUCGUUCAGGGGUAUUCUUUCGUUUUUCUGACUGUAACUCGAAUAUGGUGCAAGUUUUUAGGAAAAUAACAGACAUAUUUUAAAGUUUAUUAAAAACCUUUCAAAUAAGCUCUGAUAAAAGUUUUUUGCAUAAGAACUGACUGAGUUAUGACAAAAAUAAAGUAGCUCCGUGCUUUUUUUUUCAAAAUGUAACAAUUAAACCCUUGUCAUUACAAUCAUAAUAGAAAUGAAUAGCUUGCGACUUGAAAUUAACUUUAUUUUAGGCAUACUUGAUAAGAUCCAUGUGAUUUGACCGGUUUGGAAUGCUUAGUUUAGAAAAAAUAGUUGAUUAAACCGAAAUUGACAUUUUUAUAAUUAAAAAAAACUGAAUUUUUGUUAAAUAAAUCUAAAAAUAUUCAUAAUAUGAAAAAAUGUUUCAAAUAUUAAUUAUAGAAUUUUUUUUACUGAAAAUUUUGAUUUUUUGUUUUUGUUUUUGUAUUAUGAAUAUUUUUAGGUUUAUUUAAGAAAAAUGCACUUUUUUUAAUUAUAAAAAUGUCAUUUUCGAUUUAAUUAACUAUUUUUUCUAAACUAAGCAUUCCAAACCGACCAAAUCACAUGGAUCGUAUCAAUUAUAUCUAAAUCAAGUUAAUUUCAAGUCGGAAGCUAUUCAUUUCUAUUAGGAUUGUAAUGACAAGGGUUUAAUAAUUGUUACAUUUAAAAAAAAAUUAGGGAGCGAUUUUAUUUUCGUCAUAAGUCAGUCAGUUCAGGUGCAAAAAACUUUUAUAAGAGCUCAUUUGAAAGGUUUUUUAAUGAGCUUUAAAAGAUAUCUCUUUUCCCUAAAAAAGUUUUAGGCAAGUUUUCCCAAAAAAUUGCACGGAGUUAUUUUAGAUUGAAAGUUCUCCAUUUCGAUGUUCUUUGAUAAUAACCAUUCUUUAAAGAGCAAUAACUCAGUCGUUAUUGGGUUUACAUAGGUCUUUCCGACGCAAAUCUCUGUGUUUUUUUAUUAGCUACAAUUACGUAUUUAAUGAUUUUUCGAUAAAAUUAAUAUUUUUUAAGUUAUUCAUGAAAAAAGGUUAUAAAACUUGAGUUUUUUCAAUGAAAAAUGCAUAGUUUCAAUCGCUAAUAACUUGUAAAGUAUCAACUUUGCAAAAAAAAUUUAUAGGACAAAAUUUACUCAGAAUUGGUUAAUCUAUCGAUUUCCAUAGUUGUCUUGAUUGAAAAAAUUUUCAUCCCCUAGAUGGGGACCCUAGAUGGGAUGAUUUCACCCCCACGGCAAAAGCCCGGUUCGCUACUGUUCCGUCUAUCACGUGAAACUACCGAACAGUGGCGGAUCUCAGGAGGGUAGGGUAGGGGAAAUCCCCCAGCAAACACGGUCCAAAAUUAAAGAAAAAAAUAAAAACACAGAUAAUUGAAGAUGACUUAAACCCGCUUUUGCCUUAAACGAUUCAAAUUGAGUAUAGCAUGACCUCAACUUCUUCUUCUUCUGACUGUGUCUAUUCGUUAUUAUAAAAGUUAAUAUUUUGGCACCAUCUCUUCGUUGACUUCAAAGCAGCCUAUGACAGUGUUAAAAGAACUGCAUUAUAUAAUGCAAUGAUAGACUUUGGAAUCCCACCUAAGUUAGUUAAGUUGACUUAACUAACAAUGCAAAACAUAAGCCCGUGCGUUAGAAUUGAAGGAGAAAACUCUACGUUCUUUGGCAUUAAUAAUGAUGUAAUAAGACAGGGGAACGCGCUGGCGUGUCUCCUUGGUAAAAGAAAUCACAAAAUUAAAUAUCAGAAUGAAUGGAACUAUUUUUAGUAGAUCGACGCAAAUUCUUGCAUUCGUUGACGAUAUAGUUAUAGUGGGCAGAAGUAUGAGAGACAUGGUGCAGUGUUUUACAAGGCUUGCGGACGCGGCUAGUGAAUUAGGACUUGUGGUAAACUACUUAAAAAUCUCUGCCAAUCGAGCCAUUGCAACGACUGAUUUUCUCAUUCUCCUGGCUCGUCUUAAAUAUUCUCUCGAUGCCCUCUCCUUCGAUUUGGCCCAGGCAGCGGUGCUAUGCGCCAACACGGAUGCUCCCACGGUCGUCUCUGGUAGAUCAGCUCAUCGCUUGCCGUGGUAUCAUAUCGUUACAAAACUUCUUGGUAUUUUUGAUAGAAAAAUUCUUAGAAAGAUUUUUGGGGCAGUAAAUGAAAAUGGUCUAUAGCCUCGAAGAUACAACUUUGAACUAUAUCAGUUAUACACCAUCCGGAUAUUGUGAAAUUCGUUAAAGUGCGGAGGCUUAGAUGGGCUGGACACAUUGCUAGGAUGUCAGACCACAAAUACACUAAGAGAUUAACAUUUUCAAAACCAGAGGGCACAAGAAGUAGAGGACAACCACGAAGAAGAUGGAUUGAUGAUGUGGAAGAAGACCUAAAAAUUCUAGGGGUCAGAAGAUGAAGGGAAGUUGCCAGGAAUCGACAGGAGUGGCGACUUCUUUGUGAGCAGGCCAAGAUCCACAACGGAUUGUCGAGCCACUUAGGAGCCGUCCAUUAAUCACGUGAGGCUGGAAAGGGGAGGGGGAGGGGUCUAGAAAAAAUCACGAAAUGUCACAAUACACGUGAUAUAGAGGAUCUUACACCUCACAAUGUAUCACCAAGGGGAGGGGGGGUUAAAACAUGCCAAAAAAACAUCACGUGAUUAAUGGCCCCUAUGAUAACGAUAAUGAAUAUUUUGGCACCUUUCAUUUCAUUUCUACAUGUGGGGUAUUAACUCAAUCAUUUAGUCGUUUAAAAUAUACAAGCCAUCUCAAUAAUUUCAGGAACGAUUCAAGUGCCAAUCAAAUGUAGAUAGAACUUUGUUGAGCUUUAUCGUUGUGAUGAGACUGAUGUUUAUUGUCGCAGUAGAUGAAUUUUAUCAAUUUAAGACAAAGAACUUUUAUAUAUUUGAUGGAUCUGUUAAUUAAACAAAACGUUAAUAUGAAGUCAUGUAGUAGUUAGUAAUAAUGAAUACACUUUCACUACUACCAAUUCAACUUAACACUUAACCCAUUCGCUGCUAAUCACGCGCCAGCGCGUGAUAUGGUUACUUCAUUCAGGUGCCAUUCACGCGCCAGUGAGUUAUAUGGUUACUUCAGUCAGAUGCCGUUCACGAUAGGCAGCGAAUGGGGUAAAAGUUAUACUAGAGAAGAACACACUUUAAUUAUGAUGAGAUUUCGACGCGUAGGUUUUUAAAACGAUUCAUUUUAGCGGUAUUUGUUAACCCUUUCAGCUCCGGUGACGCGUACGCGCGUCAAAAUAUAAAUAUAGGUUAUUGACGUGGACGUGUAAGCGCGCUUUUUGUAUUAUAUUAGGUUGUUCAAUAAGUUUUGCGGUUCGAUGAGAGAUAGCGCUGCUACUGGCCUAAUUUUGUUUUGUUACGUUGGCACACUAUUCAAAUGAACGUGUGUGAAGUUUCAUUACAAUCUGUCAAUUCGUUCUUUGUUUACAAGCCCAUAUAGCAUCAGUUUUUUGGGAUGCGAGAGGAAUUCUGUUUGUGGCUUACUUACAAACUGCUAAAAUAAUAAAUUCUGACUAUUAUUGUAACCUUUUGGACCAACUGAAGGAAUAACUUCGUGAAAAGGACCCGGCUUGCAGAAGAAAAAAUCCUUUUUCAUCAGGAUAAUGCACCGUGUCAUAUGAGCAUUUUAACAAUGGCUAAAAUAAAAAAGGUUGCAAACAUUAAAGGGGAGCUGAAAUUGUUAAGUAAAUCGGGGCAGACAAUCACAUCUUGUUUAUUAUAUUCAAAAAAUCCCUCGAAUAUUCUUUCUUUUAUCGGAAGUAUAAUUUUGAGAUUAAGAACAUUUAUUUAUUGUAUAACUUACAAUUUAACCCGGGAAAACAACUAGCUGUCAAGACAUGACAGCUGGUGUAUGACAGCUAAGCCGCCAUUUUGACCGUAGAGCCGUAUAUUACUUGUUGAACGAUUUUUCUAAAAAUCUUUGUAACAAUUUUUAUUUAAUUUUGUUAAUCGCAAAUCAAAUUUAAGGCAUUGGUGAUUUACUUAUUUAACAGAUCUAUCAUAAUAGUGAGAUAUUAAAAAAUGUGUCAAGUCAAUAACAAUAAUAAUUGUAAAGUUGCAAAUUAUUCAGAAUGGUCAAAUACUAUUGACUGUAUUACAUACAACUCCCACAGAAAUCUGGAAGCACGUUGCCACUAGCGCCACUGUCGGCUUGAGUUGAAUUACGUUUUGACAACGUAAAAUUUGACGUAAACAUUCAAAUUUAAUUUUAUAAAUUUUUGAAUAACGAGCUAAUUUUGCUAAAUUAAAUUAAAAUAAAAAUAGUUCAAACACUUAUACAAAAACAAUAAUAAAGCAAUUGUAUAAAUGUAAGGUUAGAUUGCUCUGGUUAUCCUACUUAUACCGCUAGAUGGCGAUAUUUUUUUGCUUCCUCAAAAUUAAUGGGAAAUGUCAAGAGUUAUAUGUAUUACAGUCAAUAGUAUUUGGGAUGGUUCAUUGUGAAGAUAAUGUCAUAGGUAGAAAAAUAUUUUAUUGACUGCUUGCUACUAAUAAGAUAUUUUAUUUGUUGGAUCCUUGCACAAGUAAAACAGAAAUACAUGAAACAAAAAUAGUAAUAUGAUAAUGGGGAUGAUUGAUUCACCAACUAUGAACUUCGAGUUGUGUAACUGACAAGUGACAGCAGCGUAGAAUGUUUACAAGAAUUUUUCGUAUUUCAAUCUAUUUUCCCGCCUUGAAUUCAUAUAUUUCCUUAAAAAAAGUUGUCAUAACGAUUAACUUUACACAUUAUAUAUAAGAUUUUUUCCUUCUUUUUGUGUAGACAUAAGUCUGUCUGUUUUUCAAUGUGGCUCCAGUAAUUUGUCGUUCUAUCGGUUUCGUGGUUUUCCCACUGAUCAUCUUCGUAUUGAGGAACCAUCUAUUAGUUGUCAUACGGUUUAAGUGGUCGUUCCAUUCUACUCUUCUGCUUCUUAUCCAGUUAUUAAUGUUCUCUAUCUUGCAUCUCUGUCGUAUAUCUGUAUUUAUAGUUCUGUUCCAUAGUGUCUUACCAUCGAACUUUUGAAGGGUUUUCAUCUCUACUAUUUCUAGCAUUCUUUUGUCCUCUCUGUAUCAGGUCGUGUUUCUACAGCGUAUGUCAUUAUUGGUCUGAUGACUGUUUUGUAAAUUCUUCAUUUCAUUUCUUUCUCGAGAUUUUUAUUUCUCCAUAUUGCUUCUUUGAGCAAACCGACGGCUCUGUUUGCUCUAUUCACUUGAUCUUCCACUUCCGUAGCCAGAUAGUGUGAUGCCAGAUGUUUAAACUCCAUCACUUGUUCUAUUAUCUGACUCUCCAGCUCUAAUUUACAUAUUAUAGAUUUGCGGUAUAACAAUGCAUUUUGUCUUUUUUGGGGGAAACUAACAUGUUAAAUUUUAAUUUAUAUUGACAUUUUGUAAUCUCUCAAUUGCCAUUAAACUGACUUACGUUUGCGCAAAGAUCCAGCCGAUUGUGGUUGCUCAACACGUGGCAAAUUUGUAUCAAACACGUGCACGUGAUAGUGGCCCCAAAAUACUCGAUGUAGCAGAUGAAUAAGAUCAAUAAAUAUUAAGCAUGGUGACUUGAAACCAUGUCUUUGUAAACUUGAACAAUAAAUUGUCAUUUUAUUUUUAGUUAUGGGUUACACAUGGUAAACCACAAUUAUACAGUGAAGUUUAAUAAUUGGGGUUUGCUGUUCUAGCUAGUACGAUAGGAUGUCUUUUUAGUUUUGCAUAUAGCCAUAAAAACAAAAAAUAUAUAGACGUAAAGUACUUUAUUGCUUUUCAAAAUAUGUCCCACCAAGAUCGAUACACUUUUGCUUACGUUUAAACCAAUUGGUAAAACAGUUAUUCCAGUCUUCAGUUGACACCUGCAACAUCGCUGUUUUAUAGGCAUCGAUGGCUUCUUCUGGCGACUGGUAUCGCCGCGCACGCAUUGAAUUAUUGAUCUUUGGAAACGUGAAGAAGUCCUUGGGACUUAAGUCGGAGCUAUACGGUGAAUGGUUUAACAAUUAGAUGUUUUGAAGCUCCAAAAACUAUUGUCUUUUGGGCAGUAUGAGCAUUUGCAUUGUCAUGAUGUAAGAUGAUUCGCCGUUGUGUGUUUGCUUUGUCGUAGUUUCGCGAUAACUUCUGGUAAACAAACGAUUAUGUACCAAUCAGACGUAACCGUUCUUCGAUCUUCUAAAGCAAUUGUUGCCACGUCGCCAGAUUUUGACACAAAAGUUGCGACCAUUUUCUUAGACACACUUCGAGAACGGAUCACUUUUGUUGGUUUUUCUUCAUCGUGAGACACCCAUGUAGCGGUGGAGCGUUUAUUUUCCGGUUGGUAGGGAUAAAUUCAAGAUUCAUCGCCACUAACAAUACUAAAAAAGUUUUUUGAGCUUCCCUUGUUGAACCGUUCCAAUAUUUUUCAACGCCAAUUGACGCGAACUGCAUUUUUGCUCUUCUGUAAGCAAAUGAAUUAUCCAACGGCAAAUCAACUUCCUAACACCCCGUUCUUCAUGUAGGAUCCUUUGGAUCCUACAUGGAUCGAGGUCUUUGAAAUGCCCAAAGAUGCCUCUAUCUCCCGGUAUGUUACACGGCGGUCGUCUUUAAUUAGCUGACGAACCGUAUCAAUGUUUUGCUGUUUGACUGAUGUUUUGGGUGGACCUGGUCUGGAUUCAUCGCUGAGACUGGAGCUACCACGUUGAAGUUCGCAGUACUAGCGGGAAAUAAUUUGACUGAUGUGAUGCUUCAUUCCCAAAUACAGAAACCAUUUCAGCGUGACAUUGCUGUUGGUAUAAUCCUCUCCGAAAAUUGUAAAAAAUUAUUGCUCGAAAAUGUUCGCGGCUAACCGCUCGAAGGACCAUAUCUAAUCUUCGGGUGCAGUGGAGAUCUAUCGACUGUUAUUGAAACACCAAAAGCACUUUAUUGAAACACCAAAAGCACCAAAAGAAGGAAUGACUUUAAAGGUAUAUCUGGCCUGGUUGACUGGAUUCUAAUGAAUGAUUCUAAAUGUAUGUUCUCUCUUUUUGGCAACAUGAAUCGGGUCAUAGCCCACACGACCAAAAAACAAAAGUUUUAUUUAGUCAGCUAAAUUAAUGUCCAUGGCCAAGAUAUUGUUUAUGAAUUGCAACAAUUAAACAAAUGAAAUAGCCCGAACAUGGUUAAAUAUAAUAACAAAUUGGUUCAUGUGAUAUACGGGCUGAUAAAAAUACACUGUUUAAUAUCGGAUAUGAAUUAUGAAUAUUUGAUAUUGAACAUCCAUUUUUCGACCGACUUGCUAAUUUCAAAACUUCACUGUAUCUACACGACUUGUUGUAUCGCAAUGAAACUCUCGAUUUGUGUCAACAAAAGAUUGAGGUUACGUUUGUGUUGGAAUGUUUUAUUGGUGGCGCCCUCUAAGCGGCUGUAUGCAAAACUAAAAAGACAGCCCACGUACAUUGUCAAAUCUAUCGAAUAGUUUCAUUGCUGAUUUUUUUAUUUGUACUUAAGAAUUUAAGAAUUGUAAAUAUGUAGUAUAUUGCGAUAAAUGAUUCAAUGUUAUUUGAAUUUGAAUGGUUUUAGACGUGUAAGUUUUAGACAUAUAAAUUGUUUUUAAGUGGAAACGACGUAUAGUCUAACAAGCUCUCUAAGAAACUCAUUAAUAUUCGGCUGUUCGAGGCGUGAAAUUCCAUAGACAAGGAAUCUACUUGUUUUAUGAAAUGAUCCUUUGUUUAUACAGUGAGCACGUAAAGGUUGGAAUAAAUUCAUUUUCUCGAGAAUGAACAAUUUUGGAAAAAAAUACCGAAACAGGUCAAUUUUUAUUUUUAAAUUACGACUUUUUGGCAUACAUAUCAUACUAGUGACGUCAUCCAUCUGGGCGCGAUGACGUCAUCGAUGAAUUUUUUAAAUGAGAAUAGGGGUCGUGUGAUAGCUCAUUUGAAAGGCAAUUUAAUUCUCUAUUCACUAAUAUAAACAUUUACAUAAUUAUUUAUACAGGGUGUCCAAGAAAACAUUUUUUUAAUUUAAUUUAUUGACACAAAAAGAAGAAUGCAUGUAAUUUAUUUAAUCCAAAAUACAUUUUACUGCUCUCAGAAAACAGAAAAAAAUGUUUAUUUGAAAAAUAUUCAUUGCUUUUCGUUUAAACUAAAUGUUCAAACUGUCCAGAGGAAGGUGGGUGGCGGCUUUCAUAUUGAAUUUAAGCAAAAAACAAUAUUUAUUUGUCAAAUAAACAUAUUUCCUGUUUUCUGAUAGCAGUAAAAUGUAUUGUGGGUUAAAUAAAUUACACACAUUCUUCUUUUUAUGUCAAUAAAUUUAAUUAAAAAGUUUUUUUGGGCACUGUAUAAAUAUGUUAAUAUUUAUAUUACUGAAUAGAGAAUUAAAUUACCUUUCAAAUGAGCUAUCACAUGACCCCUAUUCUCAUUAAAAAAAUUUUAAGAUGACAGACUGAGUAAUCACAUGAGUAAAGCACAAUAUUUCUUCAAAAUACUUUAACGUACGGCCUUGCACAAAAUACCGAUAACAAGAUAUUCGGUAUUGGUGUUAUCGGUAUUGUAUACAAGGCUAUGCGUUAAGGCAUUUUAAAGAAAUAUUGUGAUUUAUUCACGUGAUUACUCCGUCUGUUCAGUAGACGGAGAUAGUAUGAUACAUAUGCCAAAAAGUCGCAAUUUAAAAAUAAAAAUUGACCUGUUUUGGGUUUUUUUUUCCAAAAUCGUCCAUUCUCGAGAAAAUAAAUUUAUUCCAACCUUUACGUGCUCACUGUAUAAUAUUACACCUUAAACAAUAGCAGCCCGCUGGAGUGAAUAUUAAUGAAUCUCUUAGAUAGUUGGUAGUACUGUACACAAAAGUACAUCCCAUUUUUGCAGAAAUAAUCAUUAUCAACAUACACAUUGAUUUUAAUACGAUAUACAAUACCGUAAUGAAAAAGUUAUAUAUUUUCCUAGGUUUUUUAUACCGUAAAAGAUACAACAAAUAGUUUCGAUGUCCAAUAGAAGACAUAAUGUAAAGAAAUCUUCACACAAAUGCUUGUGUUGUUAAAAGGAGAUGUUAUCCGAAGUAGCACAGUAUGGUGUCCUUCUUUUUCUUCUUUCAAUGCCAUAUUAGGUCCCCCUAACGUUGGCAGUUACAUUGGCAAGUUGUUCACACUCUUCAACUAAUCGGAAUGGUUGUUCGGCAUUGCGUAUUCCUGUCCAAUAGCGAAUGUUAUUGAGUCAUUACAUUUGCUUCCUUCCAUUUCCUCUGCAAUCCUCGAAGUUAUCUUUUAUGACCAACUUCUCAAAUGCCUCAAAAAAUAUGGGCCUGCAAGUAAAUGAGGAAAAAACUAAGAUGAUGGCAUCAACAUCCACAAUAGAUCCAGAAACAUCGGGCACCAAUUCACGGUUGAUAAUUCUACCUUUGAAGUGGUGGACAAAUUCAUAGACAUAGGAUCACCAAGGAGAACGCCAUGACGGAAGAAAUUUAGCGAAUGAUAAUCCUAGCAAACAAAUGCUAUUUUAGACUGAGUAGACAUAUGAGAAGCAGAAACUUAAGCCAAAAAACAAAAGUAACCAUAUACAAAACUCUUAUACAAGCAGUGUUGACAUAUGGAUCGGAGACAUGGACCAUCUCCAAGGCAGAUGAAAACCUUCUGCUUUUAUUUGAACAAAGAAUCCUGAGAGGAAUAUUCGGUGGCAUCUGUGAAAAUGGUGCUUGGAGUAGGAGGUACAACUAUGAGAUAUACCACAGAUAUAAACAUUUAUUUGGUGGUGAAUACGUAGUAUCUCUUAUAAAAAUAGGAAGACUAAGAUGGGCAUGACAUCUUGCAAGAUCACGGCAGAACAACCCUCCUAGAAGAAUCCUUAUGUCACAACCUGUGGGAAGUAGAAAUAGGGGUAGGCCAAAACUCAGAUGGAAGGAUCGUGUAGAUGAGGAUGGUAGAAAAAUAGACGCAGCAAUCUGGCAACAGUUGGCAAUUGAUAAAACUGACUGCCCUAAUAGACUUGAAAACGUCGAGGCUCUUUCAUUGGGCUAUAGCACCAUUGAUGAUGAUGGUGACGUAGUGACUGUGUUAGUUCACCUACUUUUAAAAUUUAAAAACACGUUACUAUUUGUUGUUUAUAUUGUGGUAAUACUUUAUUUCUCUCAUUAUCAUUUAUCUGAAUGUGUGUUAUAUAAUGAUGUUAACAUUGUAAUUGUGAUAUGUUGUGGAUGUUGAAUGUCACUAAGGGAAUAUUUUAAUGUGCCAUGUUAUGGUUGAGCUUAGAUACCACAAAAAUCAUUUUACUAAGAUAAAUUAUGGUGGCAAAGCGAAAGGGUAAAAAUAAAUAUUAUGAAAAUUUUUCAUUUUAAUCAUUUAUUCCACUAAAAACCUUUUUUUAUUCUAAGUCAGUUUUAAGUUCACGUAAAGAAAUAUCAUCUUAAAAGAUAUUUUUUGCCAUUUAAUUUGUUUCGUGUUAACUGUGGAACUAUACAAUUGUUUUUAGAUUUGUGUAUCUAAGCUCAAUGUAUAUGAAUGUUUUUACCUCAUCAAGAAAACUUCAGCAUUUUUGUGGCACAUAAAAAAGUACUGUUAAAGUGUAAUUGUAUAUAUUUUGUGCAGUUAAGUUUUAAGAAUAAAUCGUUUGGUUAAACUUGUA